AUGAUAGAUGAGAAGCUAUUUUUCCGAGAACACCUUGAUAGUGCAUGCAUAAAAGCUAGCAAGACGGUAUCCAACUUGUCAAGGAUUAUGGCUAACUGCAUGGAACCACGAACCCGAAAACGACGAGUCCUUCUUGAGGUAGCCCAUUCUGUACUGCUAUACGGAGCGGAGAUAUGGGCGGAUAUCCUCAAGCAUAAAACAUAUCGGCGCAAAAAACACCAGUGCAAAGGCGAGGAGCUCUAUCGCACGGUCUCAGAAGCAGCUGUAUUGUUAAUAGCAGAAGCCACACCAAUUGACUUGCUAGCAUUCGAGAGAGUAAAACACUACGACGCUAUAAUAUAUGGCGACAGCUCCAACAAAACAAGAUCGAGAAUAAAAAAAAAACGCUACAAGAGUGGCAAAAUCGGUGGACGUCAGGAGAGAUGGGCAGAUGGACGUCGCGCCUGA
Ctenocephalides felis (cat flea) is the source of this 447-nucleotide messenger RNA. RefSeq lists its product as uncharacterized. The transcript has a single exon. The record is from RefSeq and is a predicted model, not a curated record. The coding region runs from base 1 to 447 and encodes 148 amino acids. NCBI's taxonomy places the organism in Eukaryota, Metazoa, Arthropoda, Insecta, Siphonaptera, Pulicidae.